AUGGCUUUCACCCAUCCUUUAAAUGAUGCUUCAGUUGUGCGCAAGCCACUGUUUGUCGCCGAGCAGCCACUUGGCAAAGAUGGCAGGCCAGUAAUUCGGAAAGUCCUGGUCGCAAAUCGGGGCGAAAUUGCUUGCCGCAUUAUCCAGACGUGCCGCAAAUUGAACAUUGGAUCUGUGGCGGUCUAUGUUGACGAAGAUGCCUCUUCUCGUCAUGUUCGGGAUGCAGAUGAAGCCAUCAAUAUUGGAAGCAUUGACCGCAGUAGUCGCAACCCGUUCCUUGAUAUCGACCUGCUGGUAAAAACAGCGGUCACAACCGGGUCCGACGCCGUCCAUCCUGGCUACGGGUACCUAAGUGAAAACGCAGACUUUGCUCAGCGCGUUCGUGAUGCAGGGCUCAUCUUCAUUGGGCCUACCCCCAGUGCCAUGUCCACACUUGGCGACAAGCGAUCAUCAAAAGAUUACCUGAGUGCUCAUGCACCUGAUGUUCCGUUGAUUCCGGGGUUUUCGGGAUCAAGCCAAGAUGCUGAGACUUUGAGCAAGAUCGCAGGAGAAAUCGGUUUCCCAGUCAUGCUUAAGGCUUCUGCGGGGGGUGGUGGAAAGGGAAUGCGUAUUGUCCGCGAAGCCAGUCAACUCAAGGAUGAACUGGCGCGCGCUCAAUCCGAAGCUCUCAGAUCAUUUGGAUCUGACGAUUGUAUUUUGGAGAAGUUUAUUGAGAGCAGCAAGCACGUGGAGAUUCAGAUUAUGGGAGACUCGCAUGGUCAUGUCGUCUCUUUUCUGGAUCGGGAUUGCUCGGUGCAGCGGAGGCACCAGAAGGUCAUUGAGGAGACCCCUUGUCCUUUCAUCACCGAGGAGACACGCCAACAAAUGAGUGCAACAGCAGUGCGAGUAGCAGAACUCAUUGGAUAUGAGAAUGCUGGCACAGUCGAGUUUGUUGUCGAUAUCAAAACAAAUCGAUUUUACUUCCUUGAAGUCAACGCACGGCUACAGGUUGAGCACCCCAUUACCGAAGAAGUUACUGGAGUCGAUCUGGUGGCUCUACAGCUCUUUAUUGCCGCCGGCGGAGACUUGAAAAACCUCCCUCAGUUGCAGAAUAUUACCCAAGAUGGACAUGCCAUUGAGUGCCGUCUGUGUGCCGAGAGCCCCGAGAGGGACUUCUUCCCAGAGCACGGCAAAGUCCACCUCUGGUUACCAGCAACUGGUGCCUUAGCCCCUAGCCGAGACAUUCGCUAUGAAACAGCCAUCCAAGCUGGAUCGUCAGUCUCUAUCUAUUUCGACUCAAUGAUCGCCAAGCUUGUGGUUUGGGCACCAACAAGGUCACUCGCGAUUGAGAAGAUGGUUAAGGUUCUAGCGCACACUGCUUGUGUUGGCGUUAGGACUAAUCAGCUGUUCAUGCAAUCUUGUUUAUUGAACUCAGCAUUCCGUGAUCCCGCAUAUACGACCUCGUUUAUUCCCUCCCAUUUGGACGAGCUUCUCCAGAAUCCUUCAGUCAAGAGCAUGCCCGACUUCGAGAAGAUUGUAUCAAUUAUUCCAAGCUUGGUGAUUCGAAAGCUCCCAGAUUAUGCCACGUCCUUUUCGCGCUCUAAACCUCUCCGCAAUGUCCGCUCGCAGUUCCGGAACCAAAGAUUUGAUCCAGUCAACAUCCACUGUGACAUUAUCACUACAAAGAGUUGGCCUAACCGAGCUGGUCAUGGAUCAGACCACGGUCCAGAGCAACAUACGAUGUGCAUUUGGAAGGCGAAGAGGGCAGGAGAGCCAAACAGCAACGAGGAAGCAUAUCUUUUCCCGGUUCCACCUCGGCAAUUCUCUCAGGACGAAGAAAUCUCAGCCGCCGCUGAGAUCUCCGCUCAGUAUAAUGAAAUCAGCCAGGCCCUGAGAACUGGACAAGUGACAUCUUCUCUACCGUUUGCAGUCCGGAUCGACUCAUGGCGCCCCGCGGAAGGAAGUCCCGCUGUACCAGAAUCCUGGCUUGCUUCGACCAUUGAGAUCUCAGUCAAUGGGUCAAAGAUCAUGGCUCACGUAGCCAUUCCUUCAACUCGAGCUCAUAACUUGGCGGGACAAGUUGAUCACGGCCAGCGAAUAUAUUGCCAUUUCCCUGUCAUUGGCACUCAUGUCGAGUUCCAUCGCGACACUUUGCUUUCAUUCACAGAAAGCAAACGGUCAACUACCAAGGCUAAUAAGGGCACAGAGCAGAAAACUGUCUCGGCACCGAUGCCGUGCAAAGUUCUCUCGAUUUUGAAGAACAACGGAGAUGAAGUCAAUUCCGGUGACUCCGUGAUGGUCAUUGAAAGUAUGAAGAUGGAGGUGAAUAUCUCUGUAGCGGCUACAGGGAAGUUUCAAACGGAAUGGAAGACGGGAGAUGCAGUGGAAGAGGGAAAGAUUCUUUGUUCAAUUGUUUAG
This is a messenger RNA of Penicillium bovifimosum, 2397 nucleotides long. RefSeq names its product acetyl/propionyl/methylcrotonyl-CoA carboxylase subunit alpha. The transcript is spliced from 2 exons. The record is from RefSeq and is a predicted model, not a curated record. Lineage: Eukaryota; Fungi; Ascomycota; Eurotiomycetes; Eurotiales; Aspergillaceae. Gene Ontology annotation, cellular component: mitochondrion. Gene Ontology annotation, molecular function: methylcrotonoyl-CoA carboxylase activity; metal ion binding; ATP binding. The coding region runs from base 1 to 2397 and encodes 798 amino acids.